GACGGUCCGACGGGAAUCCGAAGUUUUCGUUUCCAAUUUACACAGGCCGUUCCUUCGGUUUCUUCUGAAUCGGAUUGUUGUUUCUGGACCGUGCCAAGUUCCGGGCCGCUGUCAAAUGGACACCGAGACGAGAGGCCCUUCGCGGCGCAAGGCGGAGGCGGCUCGCGACGGCCGCUUUGCUUCUUUCCUCGUGGGCCACCAGCCAGCGAAGCGACACAUCCCGCACGCCGCGCUCUCCAGAAUGCUCCGCGGCGGCCGCCGGGCGGCGCUCCUCCUCGCCGCCGCCGUCGCCACAGGAUCCGGAGUCCUCGCCGAUCGCGGCAGCGGCUCCGCCACGGCCGUCUACGCCUCGGCCUCCCCGCCGCUCCGCCAGGUCCUCUCCGCCGCCGCCGCCGAGGGGCUCCGCUCCAGCGCACGCCUCUUCUCGCCGUGGCAGCUUCCUGCCUAUCAAGGGUUCCCAAUACCGAAUUCAUUUGCUUCUGCAUCGGUUUCACCUGCUAACUUGAGUGACCAAGGUUCUGGUGGAAGCCCAGAUGAUUCAAGAUAUUGCCCAGGGUGUCUAGGCAGGAAUUCUAUUGCCAAUGCGGCAUCUGCAGUCGGUCCUGCUGUUGUAAACAUUUCUUCUAUGCAAGGUACUCAUGGAUGGGUGCUAGCGAAGAGCAUUGGAUCAGGAACUAUAAUAGAUCCAGAUGGGACAAUAUUGACAUGUGCGCAUGUUGUUGCAGAUUUUCAAAGCACAAAAGCGGUUGUGAGAAGAAAGGUUAGUGUGACUUUACAAGAUGGUCGUGAAUUUGAAGGUGUUGUUCUGAAUGCUGACCGCCACUCUGACAUCGCUGUUGUGAAGAUUAAAUCUAAGACCCCUUUACCAGCUGCAAGACUUGGAUCGUCGUCUAGACUUAGACCAGGCGAUUGGAUUAUCGCUUUGGGCUGUCCACUUUCUCUUCAAAACACAGUUACAGCUGGUAUUGUAAGUUGUGUGGACCGGAAAAGCAGUGAUCUGGGUCUUGGAGGAGUAAGAAGAGAGUAUCUGCAAACAGAUUGCGCUAUUAAUCAGGGUAAUUCGGGAGGCCCUCUUGUGAACCUUGAUGGCGAGAUUGUUGGAGUUAAUGUGAUGAAAGUUGCCGAUGCUGAUGGUUUGAGCUUUGCCGUACCAAUUGACUCUGUUGUGAAAAUAGUGGAAAACUUCAAGAAAAAUGGGAGAGUCGUAAGGCCAUGGCUUGGUUUAAAGAUGCUUGACCUUAAUCCCAUGAUCAUUGCACAACUGAAAGAAAAAUCAAGUUCUUUUCCAGAUGUAAGAAAAGGGGUGCUUGUUCCUAUGGUUACACCAGGAUCUCCAGCUGAACAUGCAGGAUUUCGUCCUGGGGAUGUAGUCUUUGAGUUCAAUGGUAAACCAGUUGAAAGCAUCAAAGAGAUCAUUGAUAUCAUGGGGGACAAGGUCGGAGUGCCAUUUAAAGUUCUUGCUAAAAGGGCAAACAAUGUGACAGUGACCUUAACUGUGAUACCAGAGGAGGCAGAUGCCAGCAGAUGACCCAAAAUUAAUCUGAUGAGCGGCUGAUCUAAAGCCUAAGAGAGGAAUUUUCUAUUGGAACUCCAUUUUCUUUAACUCCUGUAGACAUACUUUCUGUUGAGUUUUCUAUGUAACUAAGCAUGGGUGAUAACUGAUAAGACCCCCCAGAAAAAGAAAAAUACAUGGGCAAUACAUAUUAGUGCAAUGUUCAGUCAUGGAUAUUGGCUUUUCUUUUCUGUAGCAUGUGCUUAUAAUUUUAGGUUUUCUUGAACACGUAGGAACAUUGCGCGUCAUUGUACGUAUAAUUUUAGGUUUUCAUUUUAUUUCUUUGGAUAAUGAUUUAGAUUCAAGAACAUCAGUUCCUUAAUUUGCCAUGUGUUCAAUGGUGGCAGCGUGGUUUUGCUGUCAAAAUAUUAAAGUAAAUUUUGUUUGCAUGCUAAACUUUUA
Molecule: messenger RNA, 1954 nt
Organism: Phragmites australis (common reed)
Lineage: Eukaryota; Viridiplantae; Streptophyta; Magnoliopsida; Poales; Poaceae
Product: putative protease Do-like 14
Exons: 9
Coding region: 116-1528 (470 amino acids)
Biological process (GO): proteolysis
Molecular function (GO): protein binding; serine-type endopeptidase activity
Source: RefSeq, a predicted model, not a curated record